ACAUGCUUGCAUUUCUUCCACCUAACUUUUCCAGGAGAAAUGGAGGUUGAUCAUAUUGUCUGUUCUUUAAUGUUUUUUGUAAUAAGUAUUGUACAUUCAUCUGCAGCACCUGCUCUUUUUGCAGGACAAAGAACAGAAAACUGGAAGAACUUUUAUAUGGCACAGGAAUACCUAGAUAAAUAUUAUGAAGAUCACACACAGCCAAUUGGUAUGUUGACAAGUACUGACUCCAUGUCUACAAAGCUAAGAAAAAUGCAAGCAUUCCUUGGUCUACAAGCCAGUGGAAAACUUGAUUCUGCAACAAUACAGGCAAUGAAACAACCAAGAUGUGGAGUACCUGAUGUGGCACGUUAUCGUCAUUUUCCAGGAAAACCAAAAUGGGAGCAGUCUGCAGUAACAUACAGAAUAAAGAAAUAUACAUCAUCUAUGCACCGUGCUGAUGUAGAUACAGCAAUAGACUUGGCAUUGAAAGCUUGGAGUGAGGCUGCACCCCUAAACUUUGCAAAAAUGACCAGUGGAGAAGCAGAUAUCAUGGUAUCAUUUGAAGUACGAGACCAUGGUGAUUCUUACCCAUUUGAUGGCCCUCGGGGCACAUUAGCACAUGCUUUUGCACCAGGAGAAGGAUUGGGAGGUGAUACUCAUUUUGAUGAUGAGGAAAGAUGGACUAUGGGCAUCAAUGGUUUUAACUUGUUCACUGUUGCUGCACAUGAGUUUGGUCAUGCCCUUGGACUAGGACAUUCUACUGAUCCAACGUCUUUGAUGUAUCCGACUUAUAAAUAUCAAAAUCCCAUUGGUUACCGUCUCCCACAGGAUGAUGUCAAAGGAAUCCAGAGUUUGUAUGGGCCUAGAAAACAAGCUCCAGAGAAACCUCAGUUUCCACCUCAGCAGCCUCCACAGCAACCACCAAAGCAACCAUCACCACCAUUUAACCCAACAAUUUGUGACCCAAAUAUAUCAUUUGAUGCCGUCACAGUGCUUGGAAAAGAGCUCCUGUUCUUUAAAGAAAGAUAUGUUUGGCAUAGACAAACACAGCUAACCAGUGUCAAACCCAACUUCAUCAGCAGUUCUUUUCCACACCUUAUGGCAAAUGUUGAUGCAGCUUACAAUGUCCCAGACACAGGAAAUGCAUACUUUUUUAAAGGGCCCUACUACUGGAAAACAACGGGAAAUCAGAUCUUGUGGCAAUCACAUCCAAUCAGUGAUUUUGGAUUUGACAGUAAUAUUCAUCAAGUUGAUGCAGCAGUGUACAUGAAAGAAACAGGAACUACACUGUUCUUUGUUGGAAAUCUUUGUUACAGCUAUAAUGAAGAAAAACAGAAAAUGGAAAAGGGGUAUCCAAAGAAAACUGAUGAAGAAUUUGCUGGAAUUCCAAGCAAAGUCGAUGCAGCUGCUGAAGUGAAUGGAUCUCUUUAUUUCUUCUCAGGCUCCAAGGUCUACAAGUACGAUAAUGAAGCAGAAGAUGUUGUUUCAGUCACUAAAACAAGCUCCUGGAUUGGAUGUUAAAUUUAACAAAGCAGCAUGUAGCUUCUGCAGCCGUUCUACACAACUGCUCUGUUGCUCAGAGCAGUAUUUGAUAUUUUAUAUAAUGAAUCUUCUGAAUGACUGUUUUCAAUAUCUAGAAUUACUGACUGAAGAGACCUUCACCUGUGACUUUUACUAAAAUAUGCUAUAUAUAGUCUUCAGUUUAAUCUUUUAAUGUAGAUGUCAUAAAAGUAAGAUAAUGUCGUCAACAUUAUUUUCUUCUGAAAGUAGGUUCUAAAUAUUAAGCAGAUAUGUCAGCAUUUAAAGUUACACCGCCAAACAAUUUAGACUUUCACCUCAUAAUUACCCAGACCAUCAUAUAUUUUUGAAGAAAAAAUGUAAGAAUUCAACUGUUACUUAAUACACUGGAAUGUACAGCAUGUCGUAAAACCAAAAGUAGACAAAACAAGUCAAAUUUUCAUACACAGCUUUGGUUGAAAUGGUGUACUCUGUUUACCACACAGAGGCUGGAGGAGGAGGAAAAAAUCCAAUUUUCAUUUUGUGAACUUGAAUAUUUUUUAUGGUUACAUCUUUAAUGUUCUGUUCUUUUGAGUAUUGCUUCUACCAUAAAGGACACUAAUAGAACCUAAUAUAAACUUACAUUUGUUAAAGGAUAUAGUGGUGCUAUUUAAUUAACUAUUACUAGUCAAAUGUAAAAAUGGAUUGUCACCUUUAUUCUUUGUACAUAUAGUCAGUCUCAUAUUGUCUUCAUUUUUGCACAUGACCGUGCCAUUUUCUUAUUGCAGUAUUAUUUAUUGAAGAAUAAAUGCCAAUGUUCCUAGCAAUGUUCCAACCCAUAACAGAGUAUUGUUAAUAACAUAGAAAACUCCUGCAAAAAGUCCAGGUGAAACACUAUACCCAUUAAACGUAUAUGAUGUA
This is a messenger RNA of Protopterus annectens (West African lungfish), 2400 nucleotides long. RefSeq names its product matrix metalloproteinase-20-like. Gene Ontology annotation, biological process: amelogenesis; proteolysis; extracellular matrix organization. NCBI's taxonomy places the organism in Eukaryota, Metazoa, Chordata, Ceratodontiformes, Protopteridae. Gene Ontology annotation, cellular component: extracellular matrix. Gene Ontology annotation, molecular function: zinc ion binding; metalloendopeptidase activity. The transcript is spliced from 10 exons. Bases 40 to 1503 code for a protein of 487 amino acids. The record is from RefSeq and is a predicted model, not a curated record.